AUGUCCAAGGAACCUAUAGCAGCGAUACAAGAGAUUAAACAAAAAGGUAACAGCAUAACAGAAAUAGGGAAUUACAUAUUCUCCAAUAGUGGGAACGAGAACAGGAUUCCUCGUAAGAAAGAACCUAAAAGAAGUAGUCACGUUCAAACCAAUCUCCGAAAAAUCAGCCUGAUAAAUAUUCACGCACCGACGGAAAAAAAAGACCUAGAAACAAAAACAGAGUAUUAUGAAGAAUCAUUGAAAGAAUACCAGAAAAUACCAAAAUAUGACAUCAAAAUUAUUAUAGGAGACACGAACGCCAAAAUAGGUAAAGAACAGAGAUAUCGACAUAUAAUUGGAAAACAAAGAAAACAGCAUGAUAGUAAAAAGCACAGUUUUUGCACGCAAAAAAUACAUAAAGGUACUUGGAUAUCUCCAGAUGGCAAGACGAUCAACCAUAUAAAUCGUGUAUUAAUAGACAAAAGAAAUGCACAACUAAUCACCAACAUAAGAAGCUAUAGAGGGGCCGAAUCAAGUACAGACCACAUUUUAGUAAUAGUACAUACAGAAGAAGAAAUGCCAAAAAAGGAAAAAAUUGACAGGGCACAACAAGACAUAGAUUUAAGAAAAUUCAAAGAGGGUAUACAACAACAGUACGAACAAAAACUGACAGACAGCAUAAAGAAAAACAGAAAGACAGACUCGCUAGAAGAAAAAUGGGAAAUGCUACAAAACAUUAUAUGGACUACCAAAAAAGGCGUAAUAAGAUUCAAAACAAGCCACACGAACAAAGCCGAACGGUUUGAUGACGAACGUAAAACAGCAUUAGAAACUGGAAGAAAAGCAAGAGAGACGUACAUGAGAACAAGAAAAGAAGAACAUCAAAAGCAGUACCAACAAGAAUAUAUGCAGAAACAAAAACGUACCAACAUGGAAGCACAGAUACGACAGAUUGAAGAAAAUUUAUGUAAGAAAGAAAUAAAGAAUUUUUACCAAGAUGUCAAACAAAAGAGGAAAGGUUACCAACCAAAAGUAAUCUACUACAAAGAUAAAGAAGGAAAUUUAAUAGGAGACGAGCAAGCAACUGUAAAACGAUGGACAGAAUACUUCGAAGAACUAUUAAACGAACAGACCACAAAUCAAGGCAUAAGCGAAUUCAGUAACAAUAGGCGAGAAGACCUGAAUGAAAUACUAAAGCAAAUGAAGAACAACCAAACUCCAGGCAGCAAUGGAAUAAGACCUGAGAUGUUGAAGUAUGGAGGAGAAGAAUUUGUAGAAGAAAUACAUCGACUGAUAGUAGAAUGUUGGAAAAGCGGAUAA
Zophobas morio is the source of this 1299-nucleotide messenger RNA. RefSeq lists its product as uncharacterized. The transcript has 3 exons. Lineage: Eukaryota; Metazoa; Arthropoda; Insecta; Coleoptera; Tenebrionidae. Bases 1 to 1299 code for a protein of 432 amino acids. The record is from RefSeq and is a predicted model, not a curated record.